CAGUAUAGAGAGAGAGUGUGUGUGUCUAUUGAAGACAAAAGCCUAAACACAAACCCAAUUAGUAUCGCAUAUCAUAAACAACAACAACAACAACAACGCCGGCCAUCACUACCACACUGUGUCCACCGAUAUUUCUGGUCACCACCGCUACCGACCCGUAGCCAUCGACGCCUGAGUAGUAGUUUCCGCGGAAGACAAUCCAUUCAUUCAUUCAUUCAUUACAAGUCUGUGGACACACCAUCUCAUCCCUAGUGUCUGUCUGUGUGUCGUGUGUUUAACCAACUGAUCCCAUAAUCGGUUGAUAUAUAUAUAUAUAUAUAUAUAGAGCUGACACCUAUCACAACACCACACAACCUAUCCAUACCUCGAAGAUCUCGUCUGUCAUCGCCCAGUGUGACCAGUGAUAUGUCUCAAUACAUUCAAGUGGCCGAAGAGGAAGGCGAAGAAGCGAUCGAAAUUCCGUGCGAAGAGGACACAAACAGUUCAGUAUUGCUAUCGACGCUGACAUCGAUAUUUCCCGGCGCCAGUGGACUGAAGUAUCGCAACUCGGAAACGGGUACUUUUCGUGGCGUACGGCUAACCGAUGGCCGACUGCAGCCGCCCGAACAGGGCUGGCGGGCCAACUCACUCUAUUAUUGUGCAUUUCCUAAAGAAAACAAACGCAAAAUCGAUGACCAAACCGAGCCGUCGAUGGCCAAAACAAAACGAUUGGAAGCGAAAAUACAGCAAAAGUGUACCGAUUUGAUUGUAUUGGGUUUGCCGUGGAAGACAAGCGAAAGUGAACUGCGGGAAUAUUUUGAACAAUACGGCGAAGUAGUUCUGGCACAGGUCAAGAAAGAUACGAAAACCGGACUAUCGAAAGGUUUCGGUUUCGUACGUUUCGCCGAAUACGAUGUCCAGAUUAAAGUGAUAUCGAAACGACACAAUAUCGACGGCCGCUGGUGUGACGUUCGUAUACCGAUUAGUAAAGAGGGCGGCGGUUUUGAUUACCGAUCGGCCGAAUUUAAUCGCAAGAUAUUUGUUGGCCGACUAACUGAAGACAUUACAGUGGAUGAAUUGCGCGAUUAUUUUUCAAAAUAUGGCGAAAUUUGCGACGUAUUCAUACCGAAACCGUUCCGGGCGUUCGCUUUCGUAACGUUUUACGACUCGGAAAUCGCUCAGACACUGUGCGGCGAAGAUCACAUCAUCAAAGGCGUAUCAGUUCACGUAAGUAACGCCGUUCCCAAAGUUGAGAUGUCUAUGUCCGGAGGCGGCGGUGGCGGCUAUAAUAAGAGCGGUGGCCAUCAUUCGCAUAAUCUUAAUCACGGAGGUCAUGGCCGCUACGGCGGCCAUCAUUCCGGGAUGCACGGUAUGAAUGGUGGCGGUGGCGGUUCCCAAGUGGGUCUGUCGAUGAAUGCUAAGAUGAACAGUACGUUCAAUGAUGGGUUUUCAGUGAAUUCGGGCUAUAAUUAUGGGGCGUCUCCGCUAUCGCCGUUCGAUCAGCGAUCAGGUGGUGGUGGCCAUGGGUCCAACAUUGGUGGCCACCAUCAUCGGCAGGCCGGUGGUGGUGGAGGAGGCGGCGGCCAUUAUAUGAACUCGAACGGCGGUCUAUUUGAUCGGUUAGGUUCUAACGGUGGUGGCGGCGGCGGCAAUGUGUCGGCAUCUCAUCAGCAGAUAUGGAGCGGCGCUCUCGGUUCGCAUGUCACUCAACGCAAUCAGACCUCUGAUUUGCCGAAUCUAUCGGCACUGGGUAUUAGCGGCCAGAAUCCUAUGGGUGGUUCGGGGUACGGUUUAGGCUCUCUAAAUAUGAACCCUCAGGCGGCCGCCCUACAAUUGGCCGCCGCUAUUGCCAAUCAGGCUGGUAUAGCCUUGUUUGGCCAAUCAGGUCCGGGCGCGGGCAAUGCCGGUGUGGACGGUGGUCCGUCACCGAGCAUUGGCUGGCCUGCGGGCGGGGGUGAUGUCCAGAAUAAUGAUGUCAAGUCGGGUCUGUUGAGUGGCGCCCCAAACGACCGCUCCUGUGUGCCGGUGAACGCAUCGUCGGCCGCACCGCUAACCUCUCCCUAAAAAGCACAUAUAGACAACACGCACAUAAUAUAGACUACUAUUAUGAACCCGAAUCCCUAUCCCUCCCUCUCUUUAUUUUGAAAUCUACAUAAGCUGUUCAUCUAUUAUUAUCAAACAAUUAUAUAUUGAUAUCUAUUUCAGUGGUCAUAUACCUCCAGUACAUAUGUGAAACUGUAUGUAAUUUAUAUUAUACUAUAUAUGCUGUGUAUAACUGUGUGUUUGUAUUUGAUUGUGUUUGUAAUGAUUACUAUUAUUAUUAUUAUUAUUAUUG
This is a messenger RNA of Oppia nitens, 2314 nucleotides long. RefSeq names its product TAR DNA-binding protein 43-like. Gene Ontology annotation, molecular function: RNA binding. Bases 406 to 2043 code for a protein of 545 amino acids. Gene Ontology annotation, cellular component: nucleoplasm. The record is from RefSeq and is a predicted model, not a curated record. The transcript is spliced from 3 exons. Gene Ontology annotation, biological process: regulation of gene expression. NCBI's taxonomy places the organism in Eukaryota, Metazoa, Arthropoda, Arachnida, Sarcoptiformes, Oppiidae.